CAGUGUCUUGCAGUGCUGCUGGCGUACCUUGAGUAUCUUCCACUCGGGCUAGCAUUGCCACUGAUGCUCUUGGUGCAGUUCCUGGGGCUUCUGAGUGUCCUCUCCUGCCAGGCUAGGACCAGAGGAACGUGGUAGGCCUGGUUACUGGCUGAAGAUGCACAGUUUUUCCUGCUGGCUGGAUUUCCUGCUUGUUACCUCCACCCUAGCACACCUGGGAGAAGCUCACUAGCCCCAAACAAACAGCUGCUUUUAUUCUGGCCAGUUGUACUGGUGUCUGGAAACAGCCCAGGCUCCAAGGUGCCUUGGUAUGGGAGAAAUGCUGGGAGACUGUUAGACAGGGGCUCUAGAUUGUCCCUGCAAAGGCAGUCCCACUGCCACAGCUCCCUGGACACUCCCAGGGUGUUUUACAAUGGAACUCCUAUCCCUGAGGGCAUUAACCCAGCAGUCCCAGGCUGUGACUUUUGUUUGGUACAGGGUGAGCUGAGCUGUCAGCAACAUGGCCAGUACUUCUUCAUCUCACAGAACUAUCUCACAGGACCAGGUACUUCUCAGCCAGUUGGGAUGGAAAUUCACCUUAUUUCCAGCCACUUGGUCCUGAGGAGAGGAUCCAGUCUCACGUUGCAUCUUAGAAGCAGGUUGUGUUUUGCAUAUAUAUAUCUAAUAGCCAGCCCUCCUGUGUCUUCCAGGAAAGCUAUUGCCAAAUCCAGUCUCCAGCACAUGGUAGCCCAGCCAAACCCGGCACUAGCCAUGAAGAGCGACUCGGAGAGGCAGAUACGCAGCACUGUGGAUUGGAGCGAGGCUGCGGUUUAUGGGGAGCACAUCUGGUUUGAGACCAAUGUCUCUGGGGACUUCUGCUACGUUGGGGAACAGAACUGCAUGGCAAAGCUUCUGCAAAAGCCUCUCUCCAGGCGUAAAUGUGCAGCCUGCAAGAUUGUAGUGCAUACACCCUGCAUUGAACAGCUGGAGAAAAUAAAUUUCCGCUGCAAACCUUCCUUCAGGGAGUCAGGAUCUCGGAACAUACGCGAGCCCAUUGUUGUCCGACAUCACUGGGUGCACCGGAGGCGGCAGGAAGGGAAAUGCCGGCAGUGUGGCAAGGGUUUUCAGCAGAAGUUUGCCUUCCACAGCAAAGAGAUUGUAGCCAUCAGCUGUUCAUGGUGCAAACAAGCGUAUCACAGCAAAGUAUCAUGUUUCAUGCUGCAACACAUUGAGGAGCCCUGCUCACUGGGGGCUCACGCUGCUGUUGUCGUUCCUCCCACCUGGAUUCUGCGUGUCCGGCGGCCCCAGAAUCCUUUGAAAUCUAGUAAAAAGAAGAAGAGGACAUCAUUCAAGCGGAAAUCUAGCAAAAAGGGGGCCGAGGAAGGAAGGUGGAAACCCUUUGUCAUCAAGCCCAUGCCAGCUCCUCUCAUGAAGCCCUUGCUGGUGUUUGUGAACCCCAAGAGCGGUGGGAAUCAGGGAGCCAAGAUUAUCCAAUCCUUCAUGUGGUAUCUCAACCCACGGCAAGUUUUCGACCUCAGCCAGGGUGGACCCAAGGAGGCGCUGGAGCUGUACCGCAAAGUCCACAACCUCCGGAUCCUGGCGUGCGGGGGAGACGGCACGGUGGGCUGGAUACUCUCCAUUCUGGACCAGUUACGCAUCAACCCACCUCCUCCUGUGGCCAUCCUACCUUUGGGGACAGGGAAUGACUUGGCCAGAACACUGAACUGGGGUGGGGGUUACACGGAUGAGCCUGUGUCCAAGAUCCUAUCGCACGUAGAGGAUGGGAACAUAGUGCAGCUUGAUCGUUGGAACCUCCAUGUGGAGCCAAACCCUGACACAAACCCCGAGGAAAAGGAUGAGGCAGCUGCUGACAAGCUGCCUUUGGAUGUCUUUAAUAACUACUUCAGCCUUGGCUUUGAUGCACGGGUGACGCUGGAGUUCCACGAAUCCCGAGAGGCCAACCCAGAGAAGUUCAACAGCCGGUUUCGGAAUAAAAUGUUCUAUGCUGGGACGGCCUUCUCCGACUUCCUCACCGGGAGCUCCAAAGACUUGGCGAAGCAUGUCAGGCUGGUUUGUGAUGGGACAGACCUGACCUCCAAGAUUCAGGACCUCAAGCCCCAGUGCCUGGUCUUCCUUAACAUCCCAAGGUACUGUGCAGGCACCAUGCCCUGGGGCAACCCUGGGGAACACCAUGACUUCGAGCCCCAGCGCCAUGAUGAUGGCUGCAUUGAAGUUAUCGGCUUCACCAUGACGUCACUGGCUGCCUUGCAAGUCGGUGGCCAUGGGGAGCGGCUCUGCCAGUGCCGGCAGGUGGUUCUCACCACAUCCAAGGCGAUCCCCAUGCAGGUAGAUGGAGAGCCCUGCAAGCUGGCUGCUUCCUGCAUCCACAUCUCUCUGCGCAACCAAGCCAACAUGGUGCAGAAGACCAAGCGGCGCAACUCCAUGCCUCUGCUCAAUGACCAGCAGCCAGUGCCCGAGCGGCUGCGGAUCCGGGUGAGCCGAAUCAGCAUGCGCGACUAUGAGGCACUGAACUAUGACAAGGAAAAGCUCAAGGAAGCCUCUGUGCCACUGGGAAUCAUCGUGGUUCCAGGAGACAGUGACCUGGAGUUGUGCCGGACCCAGAUUGAGAAGCUGCAGGAGGAGGGAGAUGGAGCCAAGCCGAAGACACUGUCAUUCCAGAAGCUGUCACCCAAGUGGUGCUUCCUGGACUCAACCACAGCCGAUCGGUUCUACAGGAUAGACCGUGCACAGGAACAUCUCAAUUAUGUGACAGAGAUCUCUCAGGAUGAGCUCUAUGUGCUGGACCCAGAGCUAGUGGUCACUCAGACUGUGAGCACUUCUCCUGCCAUGCCUGACCUCGUGGACUCAUCUGCCACACCCCCUGGGCACCAUUUUGCAUUUCCCUCCUCUUCAUCCUCUCCACCCUCCUCUCCUGCCCCCAGCACUGAGCCUGAGCGCUGCCUCCCGCAUAAAGACGACCUUCUGAUAGAAGCUGCCAAGAGUGGCAACUUCAGCAAGUUCCAAGAGCUGCACCGAGCUGGAAGAGACCUGAUGGUGCGAGACUCCUCUGGCCAGACCGUCCUCCACCAUGCUGUCAAAUCAGGAAGCAAGGACAUCGUCAAAUACAUCAUUGAGAAUGCUCCUUCAGAAAUCCUUGAUGCCACAGAGGAGGAGAAGGAGACACCCCGAAGCACCGUGCUGAGAGAGCCAAUGACCCCGAUUUAGCUGCCUACCUCGAGAACCGACAGCACUACCAGAUGAUCCAGCGGGAGGACCAGGAGACAGCUGUGUAGUGCUUGGCGUGCCUUAGCCCAAGCCAGCUCAUGCAGGAUGAGAAGAGGACAAUGCCAAGUGGCAGAGCUGUAUCUGUCCCAACCCUCCCCAGAUGCCAACCUGGUCCCUGGAGAUGGAUACAGAAGAGCUCUGCCCCAGGCUGGGCUGGGACUCUGUUUAUGAGGACAACGGAUAUUUCAGACUUGAAGCCUGGUUCUUUGUGUGUCCACCCCUUCACCUCUCAUUCACCACAUUCCCUGCCCUAGGUGGGCUCUAACCCCCAGCGAGGCUGGGGAAGCAGGCCAGGCUGAAGCCCCCAGUCACCCUUGUUCAUGGCAGUAAUGCCAGUGCCCCCUCCACAGGCUUCUACCUAUGAUCCUUGUGGGAUAUCAUUGCUCAGCCCCUCUCUGUGCUGGCAGUGCCCCUCUUUUAGGUGCUUGGCUAGGUUUGUGUCCUGUUCCUCCUCUCCUGUCUGGCACAGCUGUGGGAGGCACAGGCUGUAUUGACAGACUGCGGAGGCUGUGAGCUGCAGACUUUGCCCCAAAGGAAGCACCAAAACUUACUGGCCUUGCCUUCUCCUCCCUCCUGGGACUGCACCAGGUCUCUGUGUUGCCCUCCUCAGAGCCUUCUGAAGCGGGAAGGAAGUCACUUGUGCAUCCAGCCUUUCCUCAGAGCAUCUGGGACUGGUGCAGCUGGAAGUAGGGCAGCAGGUGCCCUCCUGAUGGGCCUUUAGUGCUCAGUCAGCAGUCUGACUUGGGGCUGGGAUGGCAUGGAGGAAGGCUACCAAACCCUCCCACCACACUUCUCCCCACAGUGCUGGAUGGAACAAUUUGCACACCCACUCUGCUGAGCAUCUCUUUGUGAGCCCGCUGCGGGAUGGUGGAGAGCUGCACUCAGCUGGGGCAGUGGCAGCAGUGACACCUGUUAUAUUCCAAAUGCUGACUUGGAUACAGCUACCCUCCCUGCUUCAGUUUCCCCCUCAAUGCUAGACUUUGCGUGGGGCUGGACGGGCAGUACUGGGGUCAGUGCUGCUCUCAGGGAUCUCCUCCUGCCCCCCAACCUAGCAAUGUGUAUCCUUUUAGUCUGACUCCUGCUAUUCCCCAAACUGAGCACAGGGUAAACUUGAGAGCUCACCCAGCUGAGACACAACCCACCUGGGCAGACCAUGAGCUCACCCUCUCCAGUUUUAUUAGAAAGAAGGAUUGAGAUUCACAGUAACCAUCAGGGCUCCUAGCCCUAGAUCAUUCCUGGAAUGGAUGAAUUUCACCAACUGCCUGCUAUGGGGCAUGAAGCACCACAAUCCAUCUCCCCUGUUGAUGCUGUGAGCACUUAAUGCCAAGACAUCAAGCCAGGCCUUCAGCAAGGCUUUUAGAGAACUGAAUCUCUGAGACUUGGAGGUGCCCACAGAGGAGGAAAGCUGAUGGCUCUGAGCCUAGCAGACCUGCUUGGCACUUUGGGGUGGGUAGUGGUUGUGAAGGGGGUUGCUGUUCGCAGCUUGGCCCCAGGAGAGGAUACUGCUGCUGCCGUGUGUGGUCUGUGCAGUCCCUCUGCACUCACACACAGCUGUGCCCCCUGGGUACUGCUGGAUGGCACCAUUGGAAUCCCUCCUACUACCGAGAAAACGGUAUGAGGAUGCUGUAGGGAACCAGAAUACCCUUCAGACUUUUUGUUCAGGGGCGGGGUUUCCUUGAAGGAUGGGGGAUGCUGUACUGGGGAACAGAGGCACAGGGCAGUGCAGGGUGCCCAGGGGCCAGUGGCAGUAUUGGAAAAUAAUAAUGAUCGUAUACUAAUGCUACAGCUGGGACAUUCCAGAAGUGCCUGGUGUUCUCAUCAGCACUGCUGGCAGGCCACUGACAGGCAAGGCACUGUCAUCUUCUCAGAGGUCCACACCACUGCUGCUCCAGACGGGAUGCCCAUCUUAGCCCAGAGGCAUUUAGAGCCUCAGCUUUCCCCUUCCUUCCUUAUAGUUUUUGUACAGGUAGUUGAGAGACACACUGUCCCCCUCCCUUCCUGGCCCCUCCGUGCACCUGUGAGCUGAGUUGCUGUGCAAUUCCAAGCCUGCUUAUAUUUGGUGAAGAAGGAGGGGGUGUUGGUUGCCCUGCCCCCCUGAGGGCAGGGGUUCUGUGCAAUACCUGGGUCUGUGUUUCUUAGACGCUGUUGUAGGACUGUAUUUUUGUAACUAUGUGAGGGUGCUGGCUCCAGCCGGCCCAGGGCCUGGCACGAGCCUGUGUUCCCGUUGCUUUUCAACUUUGACUGUUUGGAUGUUGUUGUUUCUUGCCAUUGAAAUAAAGAGAUUGAUGUUUUA
Sturnus vulgaris (Common starling) is the source of this 5554-nucleotide messenger RNA. NCBI's taxonomy places the organism in Eukaryota, Metazoa, Chordata, Aves, Passeriformes, Sturnidae. The record is from RefSeq and is a predicted model, not a curated record.